Messenger RNA from Belonocnema kinseyi, 855 nucleotides. RefSeq lists its product as uncharacterized. The transcript is spliced from 2 exons. Gene Ontology annotation, cellular component: nucleus. Bases 115 to 324 code for a protein of 69 amino acids. The record is from RefSeq and is a predicted model, not a curated record. Gene Ontology annotation, biological process: negative regulation of cell cycle; negative regulation of cell population proliferation; regulation of transcription by RNA polymerase II. Lineage: Eukaryota; Metazoa; Arthropoda; Insecta; Hymenoptera; Cynipidae.
CGAAACAAAACAGUAUUGGUGUGAACACCAGACAAAGGAGUACGUAAGUAAAUUUACAGAGCGAUUUUCGAAAAAGCUUUUUUGAAUCUCCGGAGAAAAAUCAACCAGUGAAUUAUGUCCGAGGAGCAUUUCGACGAGUACGAGCACUUCAACUACGAUUAUGAAAAGCAUAUUUUCACCGGCCACAGCGGGAAACAACGAAGCAAGCUAGAAGCCGAGCAGCACACAAACCACUUUGAUCCGUCAGGCCAUUGCAGAAAGAUAGUUACGAAGCUCAUGAAUGCCGAGCACAAAAAACGACACGUCGAGAAAAGGAAGUCAUAAACAGGAAUCGAAGCUGACCCAGCAGAAUAAAGUACUGGUCAAAAUUUUUCAUUGACCGGACAUCUGCCGGGAUUUAGCAGGAAUCGUAUAAAAUGGCCUCAAGAAAGAAAAAAUAAAUAAAAAAAAACAUGCAUUUAAGUAUUGAUAAUUUUUCGUUUUAAGGAAAUCAUCCACUGCAUCCGUAGUUUCAUCAAUCAACUGUUGAUGUUAUUGCAUUAUGGAUUGCAUUAUUUUAACAUAAAUUUUCAAUAAAUUAGAAAAUUUGCGUGCCCAAGUACAACUUUCUUUGUAUUCUUGAGUUCGCAUUUUAAGGCAUUAGUGAUAAAUAAAAUAAUUAAAAUAAAUAAAUAAAAUAGAAGUGAUUAUCUGAAGGUGCUGCUGCUUGUGGGAUUUUCAAGUAAAUUAUGCGUGCUAGGAUCUUUUCCUAAAGAUCUUGUCCUUUAAUUAGUCUAGAGGUGUGAAAAAUCAAUAAAAUCAUGAGUAUAGUGUUGUAAGUUAAUCAAAAUAUAAUAAUAAAGCAUUUUAAAAAUA